Molecule: messenger RNA, 2004 nt
Organism: Penaeus chinensis
Lineage: Eukaryota; Metazoa; Arthropoda; Malacostraca; Decapoda; Penaeidae
Product: glutamic acid-rich protein-like
Exons: 2
Coding region: 234-1508 (424 amino acids)
Source: RefSeq, a predicted model, not a curated record
CCUCGCCCGUUUCUUGAGUAUCCUUAGGAAUGACGGCGUAUCCGCGGUCACAGGAGAGGUCGGCGGGCGUGUGUGCGAGCGAGCGGGUGAAUGAGAGAGUGUAGUAAGGCGAGGGCCGGGUGAGAGCGAGAGUGCAGUCUGGUCCCCGCAACGCACGGGCCAACAAGGUGUAUUUCGCGGCGCCCACGCCAGCCCCUAGAAGUGUAUAGGAAUGUGAUAAUGAAAAAACACGAAUGUUACGGUGUUGCGAUUUCUACUGGACCAACAAACUCGAAGGUAUGGAGGGCACGGAAUCUCUCAAAAUACAUACUGGUAACAAGAAUUCGCUUACCAGGGAGAAGCGGGAUAAUUUUGAGGGCGGUCACCUAAAGCGGAAAGACACCCUCACGGAGGAUAAUAAAGUUAUAGAAAUGAGUGAUAAUAAACCCCAGAACAAUAAGUUUAGUGAGUUGCAGCACUUGAGUGAAAAGCCCGACGACGGCAGCGAGAAAAAUGAUGGCACAAAAGAGGAGGUGAAAAACGACGAGUGCUGUAGUGUGAGUGAGACUUUAGAUGUGCCGACCCUUGAUCUGUCGACGAAAAGUGGCGGCGAAUCGAUCGAAAACGACGACGUGUCCUUCAGUGAGGAUAACAGUGUAGAUAAUAAUACGUUUAAUAUAAUAAAUACCGAAAAUUCCGAGAGUCAAGAAGUCAGUGAAUUAACGAACGACGAUUCAUCUCCGGUGCCUACUGACGACAAAGAAAACGGAGAUGAAGGCGACUUCAGAGAAAACGGGGAGUCGGACGUUCCAACGCAUACUGAGGAAGAUUCCGACGAGGAGCUCUCUUGUCUCGAAGAGGAAGAGGAGGAGGACGAGGACGAUGAAUGCGAGAUGACCGAGGCGAGCGCAGAUAGCGUAGGCGACGACUCUGCCUCGGCCAGCGAAGACGGGGAAGAGAGUGACGACGAGCGCGACUUCGACAACGACUCCCUGGAGGACGGGAAGAGCAACGCGCCCUCGCUCGCCGAACCGCCGGCGGCCCACAAGCCCCCGCCGCCGUCCCCGAAGGCCGUGGCGAAGGGCGCGAGUCAGCAGAAGCCCAUGUCGCCGAAGUUCAGACACCGGGUGAGGUCCUUCGGCAAGAAGGACAAGAGCGAGUUCAAGAUCGAGAUUUUCGAGUCGAAGCGAAAACCUCCCGAGAACCUUUGCGUCAAGAUCCCCGGCGAGUCGCAAAGCAAGGCUCCGGUGGAAGUGAAAAUUAACGAGCCUCCAAUAAAGUCGAUCAAUGAGGGAAACUCGCCGUGGAAACAGGCGGGAAAGCCAGACUGCUCGAAAACUCCCGAGGACCCAAGCCCGCGUUCGGACAUCGCGUCGACUCCGGACUCGGCGGGGAAUUCUCAGAGUGUGUUGUUGGACGUAAGCCAAGCCAUCCGAGAGGAGAGCGAGGAAUCGGACCGCCUCUCGCCGAUGAAGAGUCCACAGGAAGAGACGAAGGAAGGACCCGCUCAAAUUGGCGCAGGUAAAUAGCCUGUUUUCGCUUGUCUAGGUCGUUUUAUUGUGAGUCUUGAGCAGGUGCUUGAGAUCCCGUGCAUGCAGUCUCAGGAGGCAUCAUUUCUGUUGCAGAAGAUAACGAUGAAAGUAUCAUUUUUUCACUUAGUAUUUUCUUCCAAGUCUUUUUAAAUAUUACUUUUAUUUAUAUUUAUGUAUAAGUUGUCACUGUUUCUUUAUAAAUUUAAGAUCAAGAGGGAACUUUUUCUACAGAAGAGAUUGUCCAAACAGAAACAAUACAAAGUUGUUUGAUAAAUCUACCUGGGUUACGCGACAGGAAAACAGGGGAAAAAAUAAAAAAUGAGGAAAACAGCUUGAGGGGAAGAACUGUGAAAUAUGGCAAGGCGGCGAGGUCACUUAUGCAGCUUCUUGGCCUCGUAAGGAAGUGCCUGACUUGACUGCCUGAUGAAUCACCCGCGAAACGACGUCUGGAUUAUUUCUCGUUUCUCUCCUCUUUUCUCUUUCUUUUCUCUUU